Messenger RNA from Geodia barretti, 591 nucleotides. The record is from the annotation of a GenBank genome assembly. Lineage: Eukaryota; Metazoa; Porifera; Demospongiae; Tetractinellida; Geodiidae.
AUGCAGGAGCGACAGGUAACAAUCGGCGGCACGACCUAUCCACUUGGCGAUCCGUUUCUCGUUCUGGCGACCCAAAAUCCGAUUGAGCAUGAAGGCACCUAUCCGCUACCCGAAGCGCAGGUGGAUAGAUUUAUGCUGAAGAUUAAGGUUAACUACCCUUCACAUGCAGAGGAAUUACAAAUUCUCCGGCGGAUGACGACCGAAGAGAUCUCCUCCAUUCAACCGGUGAUUUCCGCGGAAGAUAUUAUCCGAUUCCGAGAGGUGGUCCGAAGUAUCUAUAUGGCAGAGCAGUUGGAGAAUUAUAUUGUCGAUUUGGUGUGUGCGACGCGAGCACCGGAAGCGUAUCAGUUGGAUGAACUCAGCACGUUAAUUGAAUACGGUGCCUCACCGCGUGCGACCAUUUUUCUUGCGUUUGCUGCGAGGGCGCGAGCGUUCCUCUCUCAACGCGGUUACGUUACCCCUGAAGACAUCCACGCAGUCGGCAUGGAUGUCCUGAGACACCGAGUUAUCAUCAGUUACGAAGCGGAAGCGGACGGUCGCGAUGUCGAGAGCAUUGUCUCGCAGGUGUUCGCAAAGAUUGAAGUGCCUUAG